Messenger RNA from Trichomycterus rosablanca, 3864 nucleotides. RefSeq names its product reticulon 4b (gene rtn4b). The transcript has 9 exons. The coding region runs from base 166 to 3015 and encodes 949 amino acids. Gene Ontology annotation, cellular component: endoplasmic reticulum membrane. NCBI's taxonomy places the organism in Eukaryota, Metazoa, Chordata, Actinopteri, Siluriformes, Trichomycteridae. The record is from RefSeq and is a predicted model, not a curated record.
GCUGUAACGCGUGUGCGGUUGUGUGUGCUGGUGCUCCUGGUCAGUUUUACCUGGAAAACACUCACAUUUUGGAAUUAAACCAGAAGGAAAACAAAGCCGGGGGUUAAAGGAAGGAGUCGCCGUCUUCAAAUACAUUUUUUUGAGCCGGUAAGUCACGUUUUCAAGAUGGCAGACGCCGACCAAGUUUCCUCCACAACUCCCAACGAAGUGGUAGAAGAGGAGUUCAAACCCUGGCAUGAGUCAGGAACCGUGAGCUUCAGUGAUGCAGCAGCAGCAGCUCAUAAAGAUGGAGGGUUUUUUGGUGAAGAACAGUAUGUCAUGGAUGUACCUAGAUUUUUAGAAGGAUCAGCAACCGGUGGAGCACCUUUCACACUAGAGCCUAAACCAGUGACCAGACUGGAGAAGGAGGAGGAGGUGCUGGAGAAUGAGAUAGAGAUACAAGCCGAGAACAAAGCCGAGACUGAAUGGCUGGAGAAAUCUAAUUUGAAUCUAAUUUCUGAACCUGUGCAGGAACCUGAUAGCAGCACACAGAAUGAGUAUGCAUUUAACCUAGAUCUGGAGAAACAAGAGCAGGUUGUUACUGAAGGUUUUGCAGGACUCGAGCAAGAUUUCAGUCCUGAUGUGUAUGAAAAAGAAGUGACCCAAGACCAGGAUUCAGUGGCUUCGACUCCCACUGAGUCUGAAGAUCUCAUAUCUGAGAAAGAAGUCACACUAGGGACUUCUGUAGAGCAUUUUACAUCAGAAGUGAUACAGGAGCAGAUGAUCAGCACUACACACGCAGCCCAAACACAGGAGGAUAUCUUCAGUGCCUCCCCUGACCAGGAACAAUCACCGGAGCAGGACUUUGACAUCAUUACAAGUGUGAAGGAGAAAGUGUUUAGAGACCCAGGUGAAGCUUUCAGAUCAGACUUUGGUGAGGAGAGGAGUACUGCUGCUGAAACUGAACCUGUUUUGAAAGAUCCCAUCAGUUCUGCUCCAGCUGAAGCGCCUCCUGCAGCCCCUGCAUCACCAUCAUCCAAUGAAUCAAGUCUUCUUUUCUCUGCUGCUGAUAUUCCCUUUUCAACUUUGAUGCAGUUUACUUCAGAGAACAAGAAUUCUUCAAUUAUAGAUUCACAGGCCACCUUCAAGACCACUAUGGAUUCAUUUGGAAAUGAUUCAUCUACUAGGAGUGCACUUGGACAUGAUCCAGACGUGUUAAACCAGUCGGAUGAUGACUUGAUGUUUGAAACGAAAAAGAAUCCCUUUCAAGACUUCUCGCCUGUUGACAAACUCACCAGUGAGUUCUCUCAUUUCGGCGAAACUACUGCAGACGUUAGAGCAGCAACGAUGUCCGAUAGUCCGUCUCCAGACCUGGUCCAGAAUGCUCAUGAUGCGGAGAUAGAGGACAUUGAGGAGGAGUCUUUUGAGUCCAGAGAAGCAGCAACUGAGUCUCUUAGGCAACAGCUUGCUUCAUCUGACUUUUUUACAUCUCCAAAUGAUCAAGAGGCGUCUGGUGUGCCACCCUCUCUUCCAGAUAUUUUGAAGUCUUCACCACUUAAAUCUGAAAAGUUAGACUCUGGUUCAUCAGAAGGAAGCCCUGAUGUCAGUCCAGUACACAGAAGGGGCAAUGAUUCACCAAACGCUCCUGUCUCCAUGUCUGCAAACAAUCCGUUUGCUUUUGAAACCAAGGUUCCUUUGCUUAAAGAGAUGACUGAGGAAACUGAAGCAAGAGCUGCUGAAAAGGCAAGGCUAGAAAAAGACAAGGUGUCUGAGCAGCUGUUUGGCACCUUCGACCUUGUUAAAGAGACAGAAACCUCUCCAAAAGGCAAUGAAACCAUCUUUGAAGAACAAGAAGCUUUUAAGACUUCGAAAGAAAUUGUCGACAAAUUUGAAUGUCUUAACUUGCCAACUAAAAAGGAUCAAGGACACUCCGACUCUGAAAGUCCCUCUCCGGAUUCGCUCUCUCCAGUACUGGAGGCCAUGAAUAAGACCCCAGCACAUUUCCAGCUUGAACCAGAGAAGAAUGUUGAAGAAGAAGAAGAAGAAGAAGAAGAGGCAGAAGCUGCAGAUGAGAUAUCUGAACAGGAAGCAUCAUCAGAAGAGUUUGAGUUUGUUGAGAAACCGCCCCGAGGUGCCGUAGAUGAAUUUUUAGAGACUUUAGAGAACUCCAAAUUUACAAAGGCGUCAGAAGUGCUUGCUGAUGAUGACACAGAGUCAAAAUUCGCAGAGAUGGUCAAAGACGCAAGCCCUGCAGAAGAAGAAUCAAAGAAUCAAACUUCUUACUUUCUCCUCACUGAAGCCUCAGACGUGGCCUCUCAGACGAGAGGUAAGGCAGGCCUAGAGUUGUCCAGCUUUCAGGUUCCCUCGCAGUCUCCCGUGGCACCUUCCCCAGUGAUCAAAAUUGAGACGGUGCCAGUGAAGAAGGAAGAAAAUAAAGAUGUCAACCUGCCUAACUUGAGUGGCGGAGCAGUGGUUGAGCUGCUGUACUGGCGUGAUGUAAAGAACUCUGGCAUCGUUUUCGGAGCCAGCCUCCUGCUCCUGCUUUCUCUCAGCGUGUGCAGCAUCAUUAGCGUGCUCUCCUACGUGGCCCUGGCCCUCCUCUCAGUCACCAUCAGUUUUAGGAUAUAUAAGGGCAUCCUACAGGCCAUCCAAAAGAGUGAUGAAGGCCACCCGUUCAAGCUGUAUCUGGAGCAGGAAGUCGCCCUGCCAGAGGAUCUGGUCCAUAAAUACAGUGAAGUAGCCCUCGGCCGGUUAAACACCAUCAUUAUUGAACUGCGUCGCCUCUUCUUGGUUGAUGACCUGGUUGAUUCUCUUAAGUUUGCCGUGUUCAUGUGGAUUCUGACCUACAUUGGUGCCUUGUUUAAUGGACUCACUCUUCUCAUCCUGGGUCUGGUUGGAGCAUUCUCCUGCCCAGUUGUCUAUGAAAAACACCAGGUGCAGAUUGACCAUUACAUUGCACUGGUAAGCAACCAGGUCAAGGACGUUGUUGGAAAGAUCCAGGCUAAAAUCCCGGGUGCGAAGAAGAAGUCUGAGUAAAGGCAUCAAGUUCUGGGGUGUUAAUCUAAGUAUCCGGGUGUUGUACUUUCAUCCAGACUUCUUUUCAUCCAUCUCUCUCCACUGUAUAACCUCUAGCACCCAGCAGAAACCUUCUGAAAUGCUUCUGAUCAGUCUUUCUCUUUUCUUUAUUCUUCCCAGUAAGUCACUAUGAAGUAAAACCAUUGAGCCACUACUUAUUUAUCUUCACAAUGACUGAUAUGAAUGAGCAGAAUAUUUCAAUUAGUACCAUGCAUUGAAGAAUAAGAUAGAAUUUCAUUUAUUGGGUUUGGUCUCUUUAUGGUUGCCAUGUAUUUCAGAGAGAAAUCUUUUUUUUUUCUUUUUUUUUAAUGAAGUAGACUUCAGCGGUACCAGUUUUGAGGCAAACCCUGGUAUCUGUCCAUUUUUGGGGAUGAUUUAGUGUUAAUAUGAUUGUACUGUUUUAUUAAUUACUUGUGUAGAUCUUUCACAAAGCAGCUUCUGGCUCUCUCAAGUGGCUCUCGUGUUGUACUAGCAAAAGAGUUGCUCCAUAGCACUUCAUGCUUCUGAAUAUUUCUAGCAUACUAGAAUCGUGCGAAAUAAGAGCAUACACGUAUCCAGCUGUCAUUUCACCUCAUCACAGCUAUAUAUAGUGAAAUCUCUGAGCGAACACGUUUACAAACAUUAACUAUGGAAAAUAUUUAACGUUGUUUAUUUGUGGACCCAAUACCUAAAGCUGCAACAUUAUGUAACAUGAAUUAAAACAUUGUUUGUUAUGCAAGUAAUUGUGAAUGAUUCUUCAUACGGUCAUGGUGAACCUCUGUGGAAUGCAUUGUGAAAUGUAAACAAGCAUCAAUAAAGCUUCUAGAUGAA